AAGGCAAGGGGUUCAUCUUCUCCAUGCUCCACCCCUCACCCUCAAACACAUGCCUCGAAUUCCCUGACUCCCACUGAGUUCAGAGAGACUGUAUGGCAUCUGGGCUCAGGCAGGCCCUGGAUUGAAAUCCUGGUUCUGCCAAGUUCUUGCUGAAUGAGCCAGGGCAAGUGACUUCACCUACUAAGCCUCAGCUCCUCAUUUGGAAAAUGGGAGUUAUAAUAGUAAUAACAACAACAACAAUAAUAGUACCUAGCCCAUAAGGUUGCUGCUAGGCUAGAUUGAAGUUAUUCGCAUAAUUGCUUCGCAUGCCCUUAGUAAAUCUUGGCGUGUCUUCUGCUUAUGUGACCUGGAACCAAUCAUUUCCUCCUCUUGGUCCUAAUAUUCAUCAUCUGUCAGAUAGCAUACGUGCCAGUUGGCCCAACGGAUAUCUAAAGGUGUUGUUUCGAUUGAUCACCUUUGCCUUGAAUGCAUUUAUUCUUCGCUUUCUGUCCAAGGAAAUCGUUGGCAUAGUGAACGUAAGGCUAACGCUGCUUUACUCAACCACCAUCUUCCUGGCCAGAGAGGCCUUCCGGAGAGCAUGUCUGAGUGGGAGCACGCAGCGAGACUGGGGCCAGACCAUCAACCUCCUGUGGCUGACAGUCCCUCUGGGUGUGUUUUGGUCCUUGUUCCUGGGCUGGGUCUGGUUACGGUUGCUUGAAGUGCCUGAUCCUAAUGUCGUCCCCCACUAUGGAACUGGAGUGGUGGUGUUUGGUCUCUCAGCUGUGGUGGAACUUCUGGGAGAGCCCUUCUGGGUCUUGGCACAAGCACACAUGUUUGUCAAGCUCAAGGUUUUCUAUACUACAGUUCUGGUGCUCUGCUAUGUUACUUAUUUCAAAAAGUUACUGGGUUUCCCAAAAUCAACCAAGCAACAAACUCUUCCUGUCUCCAGAAUGACAGAUCUGCUACCCAGUAUUCUGAGAAGUAGAGCUUUUGUAAAUUGGACAGAGGCUAAAUUGACUUGGAGUUUUUUCAAACAGUCUUUCUUGAAACAGAUUUUGACAGAAGGGGAGCGAUAUGUGAUGACAUUUUUGAACGUGUUAAAUUUUGGAGAUCAGGGUGUAUAUGAUAUAGUGAAUAAUCUUGGCUCCCUUGUGGCCAGAUUAAUUUUCCAGCCAAUAGAGGAGAGUUUUUAUAUAUUCUUUGCGAAGGUGCUGGAGAGAGAAAAGGAUGCCACACUUCAGAAGCAGGAGGAUGUUGCUGUGGCCGCCACGGUUUUGGAGUCCCUGCUCAAGCUGGCCCUGCUCACCGGCCUGACCAUCACCGUUUUUGGCUUUGCCUACUCUCAGCUGGCUUUGGAUAUCUAUGGAGGGGCCAUGCUUAGCUCAGGAUCAGGUCCUGUUUUGCUGCGAACUUACUGUCUCUACGUUCUCCUGCUUGCCAUCAAUGGAGUAACUGAGUGUUUCACAUUUGCUGCCAUGAGCAAAGAACAGGUGGACAGGUACAACCUCACAAUGCUGGCCCUGUCAUCUUCAUUCCUGGUGCUGUCCUACCUCCUGACCCGCUGGUGUGGCAGUGUGGGCUUCAUCUUGGCCAACUGCUUUAACAUGGGCAUUCGGAUCACAAAGAGCCUUUGGUUCAUCCACCGCUACUACCGUGAGAGCCCCCACAGGCCCCUGGCGGGCCUGCAGCUGUCGCCCGUCCUCCUGGGAGCAUUUGCCCUCAGUGGUGGGAUUACUGGUGUGUCAGAGGCGUUCCUCUGCUGUAAGCAGGGCUGGCUGGCCCGGCUGGCGCACGUGGUGGUGGGGGCCUUCUGUCUGGGAGCGACUCUGGGGACAGCGUUCCUCACCGAGACCAAGCUGAUCCACUUUCUUAGGACUCAGUUAGGUGCGUCCAGACUUGCUGACAAAAUGACGUGACCUUAGGGAUUCACUGACACCUGUGCACCUGGGCCAGCUGUGGGCAGAGCACGUUUCCUGGGCAGAAGGGCCCUGCAGAGGGGUCUGCAGAGUGAGGCCCACCCAGGCUCGUGAGGCGUUGGAGAGAACCACCCGACCAACAUGGACUGUCCACCCGAAGUCUUCCUCGGGAAGCAGGGGUUCCAUGUUUACGGGAAGACCAAAAGCUUUUAAAAUAAAUACAAUUAUUUUUUCCACCA
Myotis myotis is the source of this 2134-nucleotide messenger RNA. It is a transcript of the gene RFT1, whose product is annotated as RFT1 homolog. Gene Ontology annotation, biological process: dolichol-linked oligosaccharide biosynthetic process; glycolipid translocation. Bases 306 to 1895 code for a protein of 529 amino acids. The record is from RefSeq and is a predicted model, not a curated record. NCBI's taxonomy places the organism in Eukaryota, Metazoa, Chordata, Mammalia, Chiroptera, Vespertilionidae. Gene Ontology annotation, cellular component: endoplasmic reticulum membrane. The transcript is spliced from 12 exons.